AACACAGCUGUGUUGUUGAUAUCAGCUAGUAUGAAAUAAACUAUAUGUACCGUUAGAUCAUAAGAAACUGAAGGAGGCGAUGCGUGUCGAUAGAGAUUCGGGAUACAUGCCUAAAUCAACAGUGCGAAACAACACACACUAGUGCAACUAGUAAACAGAUUAAUGUGGGUCAGUCUUGGAAAUUAAACAUGCCAAAUGCACGCGCAAAAGUUUGGGGAAUUGUAAAAGACAUUUUGUCGUUUAGGUCCAUCAUAUUGCCUAUAUUGGCCACGUUGCUGCCGCUGUCCAUGGUCCUGAACUCCGAAUCCAAGGCGACACGAUGUGGCUACACUAUGAUCGUAAUGGCGGUCCUCUGGCUUACGGAAGCCCUGCCUAUUCCAGUAACUGCCCUUCUGCCCAUAUUUAUGCUGCCCAUGCUGGGCGUAUCCACUGCAAAGGAGGUCAGCAGCAGUUACGUCACGGACACUUCAAUGCUGUUUCUGGGAGGCCUCAUUGUGGCUGUAGCAGUUGAGGAAUGGAAACUGCACGUGAGAAUAGCCCUGACCAUACUCCGAUUUGUUGGCUCUCAGCCAAACCUUUUGAUGUUGGGUCUCAUGUUGCCCACUUGGUUUUUGUCAAUGUGGAUCAGCAAUACAGCUGCUGCAGCCAUGAUGAUUCCUAUUGUUGCUGCAGUGACGUCACAGGUUAAAUCUGCCUCGAAAGCAGACUUUGCAGCAGACAACCCCGACGACAUGUAUCUCCUAGCAACAAAAAGCGAUGGAAUUUCUGACAUUCAGAAGGGGGAAGGUGCAAUUUUAACCUCCAUAACCCUGAAAUCAGACGACAAGGAACAAGAAAUCAAGGUCAAUGACAACUGUCCAUCACGCAACGAAAACAUUAUGGAAAGCAAUCGAGCGAAGAAAACCACAUCUACGGAUGAUCACACCAGCAGACUCAGUAAAGCACUGGCAUUGUCUAUUGCCUACGCUGCCAACACCGGCGGCAUUGCCACACUCACCGGAAGUCCUCCUAACCUGGUAUUCAAGGCCGUGGUAGACGAUGCAUUUGCGACUGCGGGUAAAGCGUAUGAUGGGGUAGAAUGGAGCUCGGGGAUCAACUUUACGUCCUGGCUGCUGUUUGCUUUACCUAUCUCAUUUCUGACCCUGAUACUGGGAUGGCUGUGGUUAGACCUCUUCGUUCUUAGAUGCAGUAAAUCCUGUGAGUGCUUCAGGAAAGAAAAGUCCGCGAUUGAUUUACAGGUGCGAGAAAUUAUAGCCAAGGAAUUCAGGGAUCUAGGCAGAAUAACCUUUGCAGAAUGCUUGGUAGGUGUGAUGUUUGCCUGUUUGGCAAUUUUGUGGAUUUUUCGGGAACCACCAAAUAUCUCAGGUUGGGGAAACCUUUUUAAAGACAGAUUUAUAACUGAUUCCACACCAGCCAUGCUGAUUGCAGUAUCUCUUUUUAUUCUUCCUGCUAAAAUGCCUGCUGUAUUCUGUACAAGAAAGCCAGGUGAAAAUCGCUAUACUCCUCUUUUAUCCUGGGAGAAAACUGUCCAGAAAGUACCGUGGGGAGUUAUCGUUCUUCUUGGCGGAGGAUUCGCUCUCGCCAAAGCCAGCACACGUUCAGGUCUAUCGAAAUGGUUUGGGGACAGUCUGGACUUCCUGUCUGUUUACAGUCCAUUCCUAUUGUGUCUGGUCGUUAGUCUAAUAGUGGCCGCAGUGACAGAAGUGACCAGCAACACAGCCACGGCAACACUGCUAAUGCCGAUAUUACAAGAACUGUCCAUCACUGCUGGUCUAAAUCCUCUAUACCUGAUGAUGGCGGCAGCUGUAGCGUGCUCCUUCGCCUUCAUGUUACCUGUGGCGACACCUCCAAGUGCAAUCGUGUUUUCACACGGAUUUCUUACUAUUCCUGAUAUGGCCUCUGCUGGAUUGAUGAUGAACAUCAUUUCCGUGUUUGUUCUUACAUUUGGAAUCAACACGUGGGGAAAGCUUUUGUUUGAUUUUGACAAUAUACCAGUGAUAUUCCAGGAAAUAGAAAGGAACGAUACGUUGAGUCCAAUGGCACAGAUGUUAAAUUCUUCACUUGUCUGAUUCACCAUUUUCAGUAUUAAUGAGUAUCUCAGUAUUCCGUGCAUAUGAGUGUUCAAAUAUACACACAAUAAUUGAAUUUGUGUAACAGAACUGUAAAAUUUGGUAAUGGGAAUAAAUGUUUAUUUUCAAAUACGUGUAUUUUUACAAACUGGCUACUUUUGAAUGCUAUUUGUAGACAUGAUAAUUUUGUCAUUUGUAUUUUUGACCGUUAUCAUUCCUAUUUUGGUCUAAACGCACAAAAAGUGAUAAUGUACUGUAUUGUUUUCAUUAUAAUUUGGAAAGAGAAGCACAUAUCCUACAUGCAGGUAAAAACGAAUGUUUAACAAUGUUAGACUGGAUUGGAGAUAUGGUAUAGGUAUUGUAGUAAACGAACAUAGAAAUACUCAGGUUUUAUAAUAAUAUACAAAAAUCUAGAUAACAUUUAUAUUGGAAGUUGUUUCAAAUGUUAAUAUGUCAAAUGUAAAUAAUUAAGGCAACUGUCGGGUGAAGUAUAGUAAUGAAUCCGCUUGUAAUGCACUCCUAGUUUAAAUCUGAGCAGCAAAAACAAGUUUAAAUAACAAGAAUUUUAUAGAGACAACAUGGAUACCUCUUUAGUUAAUGUAGACAAUGUAGAAGCUUAGCUUUAUAGUAGACACACGAGUAGUAACGCUCACCUGGAUAGUUAAGUUCUUGUAAAGAAAAUAAUGGAUCUCAUUAACUGUUACCUCUCCAUUCCUACUACCUACAAGGUUGAGAGACUGACUGAGAGACGAAGAAAGGAACUUGGAUCCAGCGUGUAUUGUACCAAAUGAUCCAAGUCCAUUUGUUAUUGAAAAUUUUUAUUUUUGAAUCUUCAUUUGUUCCUGCAUCUGUGCAUUUACCCAUACCACAAGUAAAAAUGAAUAUGCAAAAUAUUUUCAAUGUUGAAAUUUUUCAUUUUCAUUUUACAGGUAUACCUUCUUUUUAUACAUUGGUUUCCAAAAGAGAAAUAAAAAAAAAUAAUCAAACAAAUCAUUUUUAUACGAGAUAACAGUAACUUGUAAAAUAAUUAAUAAUAAUAAAUAAUUGC
Saccostrea echinata is the source of this 3117-nucleotide messenger RNA. Its product is annotated as Na(+)/citrate cotransporter-like. The transcript is spliced from 14 exons. The record is from RefSeq and is a predicted model, not a curated record. NCBI's taxonomy places the organism in Eukaryota, Metazoa, Mollusca, Bivalvia, Ostreida, Ostreidae. Gene Ontology annotation, cellular component: membrane. Gene Ontology annotation, biological process: monoatomic anion transmembrane transport. Bases 189 to 2069 code for a protein of 626 amino acids. Gene Ontology annotation, molecular function: transmembrane transporter activity.